AUGGCAACCACUGUGUCCAGCACCACUCCCCCAUCGACUCCCCCUACCAUUGCCCCUUGCCUGGAGCACACCUACUUCUUCUACGGCUCUCUCAUGGACCCUGUCAUUCUUGGAAUUGUUACGGGCACCAAUCGCCCUGUUAUCCUUUAUGAUGCCACCUUACGAGGCUACACUGCGAAGCUGUGGAGCAUGUACCCGGCAAUCGUUCCGGACCCCAACGGGGUCGUCCAGGGCAAGGUCUGGAUCGACGAGGCGGCGAACCCCGGUACGGUGGCGCGGCUGCAGGCCUAUGAGACGAACAACUACGAGGCGCGGGACUGCACCUUUUCGAGCCCCGACGAGGACAAGAUUGGCAAAAGUGGACGGGUUUUCGUAUUUGUCGGGAACCAGGAACAGCUGCGGGAUGGAAAGUUUGAUCUGGAGGCGUUCCAGAAGAGUUACGAGCUUGAGGACUGA
Molecule: messenger RNA, 456 nt
Organism: Verticillium alfalfae VaMs.102
Lineage: Eukaryota; Fungi; Ascomycota; Sordariomycetes; Glomerellales; Plectosphaerellaceae
Exons: 1
Coding region: 1-456 (151 amino acids)
Source: RefSeq, a predicted model, not a curated record